CCUCAAAUUCCAAGCUUCGAGUUCUCGCCAGCGUCAGCAAAGCAAAGGGAGUUAUUACUCUUCCGAAUAAGAAAAUAAACUAAACCGAAAAAAGAAUUAAAGAGGGAGAGGGAGAUAUUUCUAGAAUCAACCACACACGUCCUUCCCUUCGCAGCUCAGCUCCGCUCGCUUUCAUUCCUUCUCCCUUUAAAGGUGCGACGAUACUUAUAACCCUAACCUUCUCUUCUCUGCGCGACGAUUCGAUUCAGUCUAGUCUCUGAGCGAAUCUCGGGGUUCUGUGCUUGCGUUUCAUCGCCUGAGCUCUCUCUCUCUCUUCAACUCCCUCGUAGAUCUGUGAGUUUCAUUCAUUGCUUCAGGUCCGAGACUUGGAAUAGCUUUCCUCGUCUUCCUUAUUAUUGAAUUUAAUUGAGCGUUGCUGGUUUCUUUUGUAGCUGAUUGAUUGGGGGAUUUCCAAGCCGAUCUUUUUUUUUUUUAUCUUUCAAAUUUUAAGCUUUCUGCUCUGCUUCAGUGGUUUUUUGUUGCUUUGGCGAUCUUGCUUUAAAUGAUAGAUUAGGCCAAUCGUUGGUGGUGAGUGUGGCAUAGGCCAUAGGGUGUAAGCAGACUGAAGGUUUUAGGUUUUGUGAAUGGCGGCUAAGGGUCAGUUGAUCGAUUUCUCUUUCAAAAAUGCCAGCCUGGGUUAACUUCUUACCGUUUAACUGAUGGAGUAGUGAGUUUAUCUUUUCUUUCCCAGAAAGUUUGAUUGUCUUUGUCUAUAACCUGAGAUCCUAUUAAACCCUCUGACGGGAUUAGAAUUGGUGAACCAUGCAUUGAUAUGUAGGUGUUUAAGUUCUGAAUGAGCCUGUACACAUUACAUUACGUCUAUAACCUGUCUCAUGACGCCCAUUUUGCGCUUUAACUUUCUGGGUAUUUAGUCUUUGGCCAUCCAUUAGCCAUUGUUCCAUAUGCAUGUUGUUUGGUAAAAUGGCGGCAAGCAAACCGGUUUCUUUUUUUGUCCUUGCCUAAUUUGACAUUUAACGGGUGGAAAAGAUUUGUUGGCUUUGAGGGUUUCAUUGAAUUGAUCUUCAAACAGUAGAAAUUGGCCCUCAUCAGGUGCUGGAGUUAUUUUUGUUUCUUGUAAUUUGAUUGGUGGCUAAUUUCUAGUUGAUCUACUCCAGGAUGAUAUCAUUUCCAUCUUCCUUCUUUGGUUGAUUGUCUAAAAUCCUUUGUCUAACUUGGUUUGUUACUAUUGUUCUCUUGCUCAGGUGGUCAUCCUGAAUACUGACUUGUUCAGUGAAUUUGUUGGAUUUAGGAAAACAUGAGUGUGGUUGGCUUUGAUUUUGGAAAUGAAAACUGCCUUGUUGCUGUGGCAAGACAAAGAGGAAUUGAUGUCGUUCUUAAUGACGAAUCAAAACGUGAGACUCCAGCCAUUGUUUGCUUUGGAGAGAAGCAAAGGUUCAUUGGUACUGCAGGGGCUGCCUCUACUAUGACUAACCCCAAAAAUUCCAUUAGUCAGAUUAAGCGCUUAAUUGGACGCCCAUUCAGUGACCCUGAAUUGCAGAGGGAUCUAAAGUCGUUGCCAUAUGCUGUCUCUGAAGGACCUGAUGGGUUCCCCUUGAUCCAUGCUCGGUAUUUGGGCGAAAUGAGGACAUUCACGCCUACUCAGGUUUUGGGAAUGGUGCUGUCAAAUUUGAAAGAGAUAGCAGAGAAGAAUCUCAACACUGCAGUGGUUGACUGCUGCAUAGGGAUUCCUGUUUAUUUCACCGAUCUACAGCGAAGGGCUGUCUUGGAUGCUGCCACAAUUGCAGGAUUGCAUCCGCUUCGUUUGUUUCAUGAAACUACUGCAACUGCACUUGCUUAUGGAAUUUACAAAACUGACUUGCCUGAAAGUGACCAAAUGAAUGUCGCUUUCGUUGAUGUUGGCCAUGCGAGUAUGCAAGUAUGCAUUGUUGGAUACAAGAAAGGGCAGCUCAAGGUACUGGCACAUGCUUUUGACCGGUCCCUAGGAGGCAGAGACUUUGAUGAAGCUCUGUUCACCCACUUUGCUGCAAAGUUCAAGGAUGAGUACAAGAUAGAUGUUUAUCAGAAUGCCAGAGCUUGUCUCAGGCUGAGAGCUGCUUGUGAGAAAUUAAAGAAGGUUCUCAGUGCUAAUCCUGAGGCACCUUUGAAUAUUGAGUGUUUGAUGGAAGAGAAAGAUGUGAGAGGUUACAUUAAGAGAGAUGAGUUUGAACAGAUUAGUCUGCCUAUAUUGGAUCGUGUGAAGAAGCCAUUGGAGAAGGCUCUUCAUGAUGCUGGACUUUCUGUUGAGAAUGUUCAUACAGUUGAGGUUAUUGGUUCUGCAUCUCGUAUACCCUCUGUUUUUAAGAUUCUGACAGAGUUCUUUGGCAAGGAGCCAAGGCGCACUAUGAAUGCUAGUGAGUGUGUUUCUAGGGGGUGUGCUUUGCAAUGUGCUAUCCUUAGCCCCACAUUUAAAGUGAGAGAAUUCCAGGUUCAUGAGAGCUUUCCAUUCUCAAUUGCUAUGACCUGGAAAGGUGCAGCACCGGAGACUCAAAAUGGAGCUACUGAUAGCCAACAGAGCACUCUUGUUUUCCCCAGGGGAAAUGCCUUACCCAGCAUCAAGUCUCUGACUUUCUACCGGUCAGAGACAUUUUCUGUUGAUGUCCAAUAUGCAGAGACAGAUGGACUGGUGGCACCUGCUAAAAUCAGUUCUUAUACCAUUGGGCCUUUUCAGGCCACAAAGGGUGAGCGUGCCAAAGUUAAGGUGAAAACUCGCCUGAAUUUGCACGGGAUUGUGUCCGUCGAGUCUGCAACGCUUUUGGAAGAGGAAGAAGUUGAAAUUCCCUUAUCGAAUGAGCCAGCCACCAAGAUGGACACUGAUGAUGCUCCAAGUGAUAGUGUGCCGCCCAGCAUGAGUGAAGCUGAUAUGAAUGCACAGGAAGGCAAUGCUGGUGUUGAAAAUGGUGCUUCUGAUGCUGGAGAUAAGCCUUCACAAAUGGAAACAGAUAGCAAGGCUGAUGCUCCGAAGAGGAAAGUUAAGAAAUCCAACAUACCUGUAUCAGAAUUGGUCCAUGGUGGAUUGCCUCCAGUUGAUCUUCAGAAAGCAGUAGAAAAGGAGUUUGAGAUGGCCUUGCAAGAUCGAGUGAUGGAAGAGACUAAAGACAAGAAAAAUGCUGUUGAGGCUUAUGUGUAUGAGAUGAGGAACAAGCUCCUUGAUAAGUAUCAAGAGUUUGUCACUGAGCCAGAGAGGGAAGAACUCUUGACCAAGCUACAGCAGGUGGAGGACUGGUUGUAUGAAGAUGGAGAAGAUGAGACAAAAGGUGUUUAUAUUGCUAAGCUUGAGGAGCUAAAGAAGCAAGGCGACCCAAUUGAGCAGCGCUACAAGGAGUCCACUGAGAGGGGAUCCGUAAUUGAUCAACUUGUUUAUUGUGCCAAAAGCUACAGAGAAGCUGCUUUGUCUAACGACAAAUUCGAUCAUAUUGAUAUGGCUGAAAAACAAAAGGUUCUGAAUGAAUGUGCUGAAGCAGAAGCAUGGCUCAGCGAGAAGAAGCAGCAGCAGGACUCCCUCCCCAAGUAUGCUACUCCAAUUCUCUUGUCGGCCGAUUUGAGAAGGAAGGCUGAGGCACUUGACAGGGUUUGCCGGCCAAUAAUGACGAAACCAAAGCCAGCACCACCAAAGCCGGCUACUCCUGAAGUGCCCGCGGCAUCCCCUGAACAACCUCCUCAAGGUGGCCAUGCUGAUCCCAAUGCCAAUGCCAAUGCCAAUGUCGACCCAAGCAAUAAUGAUGAGAAGCCUGCUGGCGAUGCACCAGCAAGUGGGGAGCCAAUGGAUACAGACGAUCAGGAAGAUUCCACUAAAGCCUGAUAGCAUGUAUCUGUGUGGGCAAGGUUGAGACCGUUAUGUACAAGUGCUCUUUGGAAGGCUCUGGUUCGGGUGUAAGUGGUAGACAGUUUUGCAAUUCGAAUGUGUUGAUGAACGAUCAUGUGCUGGAUUUUCAUUUUAAUUGUUAUCGGAACAGGAUGAAGGAUCUCUCUCUAAAAUCAGCUAGGCUAUUUUAAGGCAAAGGUUUUUAAGAGGAUUAUUAUUAGGACUGGACUUCAAUUCAGAAGGGUCUGCCUGCGCUGUUUUUGGCCGUGAACUGGUUUUGCAGUUAAGUCUCUAAAGAUGAAUAUGCGCCCUUUUUCUGUCUUCAUUCUCUUGUGUUGGAUCUAUUUUCUGUAUCACGCAUUGAAGAUUUUACCCAUUUGAGUCGGAAUUAUACAAAAACCAGUAUGUGUUUAAUGAUUAUUCAAGUGAUGAUCCUAUGUGAGAUUUAUGGUAUAUUAUCUCGCGGGACCUGACUGUUUGCCUGCUGCUCGGCUAAGAAUAGCAGCUUGCCCAUUGUCGCGAGUGCGUCCCUCACCAUUACAAGCGUCAUGUAGAUCAAAGCCAAAUCAAUAUUGAUGGAGGCCAAAUUGGGCUCUAGUAGUCUUCAAGAUUGUGGCAUGCACAGAUGGUCACUUUGCCGUGUCCAAGUUUGGUUAUUAAAUCCUAAUAUUUGACCGUGUUCAAGUUUGGUUCUCAAAUCCUAUAUUUGUGUUAUAUAUCUGAUUAUUUACUCAAAUUCUUAAACUUACACAUAUAUGUUGUUAUGAGGAGAAAUAUGUCUUGCGAUGAUUAACCUUGGCCCCCAUAGAUAUCCGGCGAACCUGAGAGCAUUUAAUAUGAGCUUACAGUCCUGUCGGUGGCCACCAAGAGGGUAACCCCUAUAGAUAUCCGGCGAACCUGAGAGCAUUUAAUAUGAGCUUACAGUCCUGUCGGUGGCCACCAAGAGAGUAACGUAGAAGUGGUAGCUGCUAAGGAUCGAACAUAUGACCUUCUAGACACAAUCAUGCGCCUUUAGCACCUCUAUUACCCCUUGGUAGUUAUUCUUAACCAUAUUUGAUCACAUUUUUUGUCGAUUUUCUCAUGAGCUAGAAGUUGAGAUGACUCACUAAUUACAAUGCUUGGAUAAAUCAUGAGCUCAAAAGAACAAAGUUUCACGAGUUGAGUUCAACAAAGCACUUAAUUGAUUUGGCUUACAUGAUGAACAAGGUUUAGCUCAAGUUAGAUCGUUAAUGGACGAGUCGAACAUUUUCUUAAUCAAACGAGUUUUUAUUAAGUCGAAUAUUGAAACGCUCCUAAACAACUCAACUCAUUAGCAACCUUAGUUAUACCAUAUUGACAAAUUAUAUUCGAUAUUAGGUUAUCCAAAUAUUGAUAUCGAACCUUGUCAUAAAAAUGUCGCAGCUUGAGUUGUGAACUCACUGGUCAGUUAACAACUGGAGUUGAAAAUUUUCCAUUUUUAGUUGUGAGGAGACGACUAGUUUCAUCAUAGACAACCCGUUAUGUCCUUGCAAGUCGUUUUACCCAACUUGGAACAGUAAAAAUACUACAUUUUGUUAUUUGUUUCCGAUACUGAAGGAUGAUAUCAAGGAAAAAAGUAUGUUCCCGUAGAUUGCUCCGUGUGAUCGGUCUCACGCGUCAAAUGUUGAAUGAACUCGAAAUCGGUUAACUACAAAGAACUACGAAUUGGGUAAAACCACAAUAAUUUACUCCUAAAUACUUUAUAUCAUUCAUGAGUAAAACAUAGACAAAUGU
Messenger RNA from Linum trigynum, 5593 nucleotides. Lineage: Eukaryota; Viridiplantae; Streptophyta; Magnoliopsida; Malpighiales; Linaceae. The record is from the annotation of a GenBank genome assembly.